Messenger RNA from Aureobasidium namibiae CBS 147.97, 792 nucleotides. RefSeq lists its product as uncharacterized. The record is from RefSeq and is a predicted model, not a curated record. Bases 1 to 792 code for a protein of 263 amino acids. Lineage: Eukaryota; Fungi; Ascomycota; Dothideomycetes; Dothideales; Saccotheciaceae. The transcript is spliced from 3 exons.
AUGUGCGGGCAGGGAAACAGAUCAUAUCUGAAACAGUUGUGGUAUGCUACCGCAGACCUUUGCUGGAGGAAGUCAAUGCCCAAUGAAGCUGUUUCCUACCUCGUUCGAAGACCCGCAUCCCUUUCAUCCCAUAUUCAUCCCAUCAAGAACCUACAGAUCACUUCAAUUCUUGCAAGGAUGUGGCGGUGCAGGAUGUGCCAGCAAAAUGGCAAACACACAGACUGCCGUACCAAAGGCAACCUCAUGGCGCACCUGGGCAGUGCGCACAACAUGGGUCCCUUUCGUUGCGCCUUGUGCCCCUACGCCAAGUGUAGAGCAGAUCAUGUUCAGGCCCACAUCAACAAGGAGAAGCUCAUGCGCAACGGUCGCCACGAGUAUGCUAUCGUGCAAUACAGCCAGAGAAUGAACAGCGCUCUGUACACUGAAAGUAACCUGUCCUACAUCCCGCCAUAUGUGCCACCAGUCUUCAUGCCAGUCACCGCCCCUGCUAUGGCUGCUCCGCUUGCUGCUCCCGCGACCCCAUCUUCGACCAUCUCUGGCACUGACAGUGAUAUCAUCUCCUCCCAUGAUGCUACACCGGACCCAUCCCCCAGCCCUACUCCCUCCAUCUCUUCCCUUGAUGACAACAACCCGGAGGAUGCCCAUGAAGACGACGAAAUGUCAGACGCAGCUCCUGUGUUCACGACACCAACCCAGCGCAUCGAGGUCCCUGCUCAGAGUGUCGAGUUCCAAGAUCAGCUCCGUACUCAGCGUGUCAGCUUCCAAGAUCAGAUCAACAAUCAGGCAAUGUGA